AUGGUGCAGAAUCUUGUCUACUUGAAGUCCUUCCUUGUUUCCACCUUAAGUUGCGGACAUGAAUGCGUCAACAGUAAUCAUAUCAAGUGUAACAAAUAUGGUGGACAGUUUGUCAACGUCACCAGAAGUCGUGAGGCUGCCUUCAGCUACGCCAUUAGUUCGGCUGGAGUCACGUACGCCAUCACCCAGGCGUGCAGCCUAGGGAACCUCACUAACUGUAGCUGUGAUAAAGACAAAAUGGACGGAUCAGACAGAGGGAGUGCUACAGGAUUAGACACAGGGAGUGCUACAGGAUUAGACACAUGGAGUGCUACAGGAUUAGACACAGCGAGUGCUACAGGAUUAGACACAGGGGGUGCUACAGGAUUAGACACAGCGAGUGCUACAGGAUUAGACACAGGGAGUGCUACAGGAUUAGACACAGGGAGUGCUACAGGAUCAGACACAGGGAGUCCUACAGGAUCAGACACAGCGAGUGCUACAGGAUUAGACACAGGGAGUGCUACAGGAUUAGACACAGGGAGUCCUACAGGAUCAGACACAGCGAGUGCUACAGGAUUAGACACAGGGAGUGCUACAGGAUUAGACACAGGGAGUGCUACAGGAUCAGACACAAUGAGUGCUACAGGAUUAGACACAGGGAGUGCUACAGGAUUCGACACAGGGGGUGCUAUAGGAUUAGACCCAGCUCGUGCUAUAACAUCCCACACUAACAGGGACACAGAGCAUGCUAUAGGACCAAACACAGAGCAUGAUAUAGGACCAGAGACAGGGCAUGCUAUAGGACAAGACACAUAG
Messenger RNA from Haliotis rubra (blacklip abalone), 798 nucleotides. RefSeq names its product putative per-hexamer repeat protein 5. Gene Ontology annotation, cellular component: extracellular region. Gene Ontology annotation, biological process: cell fate commitment; neuron differentiation; multicellular organism development. Lineage: Eukaryota; Metazoa; Mollusca; Gastropoda; Lepetellida; Haliotidae. The transcript is spliced from 4 exons. Bases 1 to 798 code for a protein of 265 amino acids. Gene Ontology annotation, molecular function: frizzled binding; cytokine activity. The record is from RefSeq and is a predicted model, not a curated record.